UCUUUAAGAUCCGGCCGUUUCGACCAAUCAUUCCUCGACCGCCGUUGUGGCAUUCUGUGAACGAUCACAAUAAAAUUGCGCAAGCGCAAUUUUCGUCCAUCUGACUGAUAGCUAACCUUGUUUUUGAAAUUUGCACAGUUUCACAUAAGGACGUUGGGAAUAAUAUCGAAAGUAAACAACGUCCGCUCCUGUUAAAAGAUCCGAUGUAUUGCACGUAGUAUCGGCAAUUUUCUCCGCGAUCGGAUGCCGUUUACGUGCUCCGUUGUCGCGCGAUGAGCUUGUAGGAUGGCGACGAGGGAGAGUAGGAUCGAAUCCGUGGCAGAUCCCUGCCCUGUGAAUCCACGCAGGAUCGGCCCGCAGAACGUGGUGGUGCGUCUCCGACGUAGGGAGACGAUGGGUUGUCCAUAUCCAGGCACCCAUGUGCACUGCGCUCGACAGUUCUACCAGAAUGUCUUUCCCAACUUCACUGUGAUGAAUGUGGAGAAGCCGCCGUGCUUCCUUCGCAAGUUUAGCCCAGACGGGAGGUACUUAGUGGCGUUCAGCGCGGAUCAGACUUCGAUCGAGGUGUACGAGUACCGCGGAGCACCGGCUGCCGCAGACUUACUGGCCGACUGCGAAGGCGAGUACAUCGGCCACAAGAACGACGACUGUAGCUUUCACAUACGAAGUAAUAUCUUCGCGCGAUUUUUCAAGGUAAAGUGGAUUAUAAAUGUAGUAGAAAGCAACCAGCAAUUGAACAGAGAAUGCAGUCUUUUCACCGAUGACGCUCGGUAUGUAAUCGUGGGCUCGGCCGCUCAUAUCCCUGAGGAAUUGAGGCCACAUUUUUAUCAGAUUUAUUCCAAUAAUGAGGCACUGACACCGAAUCCUAGAUCACCGCUUGAAGAUUAUAGCUUGCACCUUGUUGAUUUAAGGGGUGGAAAAUUAUGUGACACUAGACAUUUUAAAGUCGACAAAAUUUAUUUGUCGCACAAUCAAGGUUUAUAUUUAUACAAAGAUAUAUUAGCAGUUUUAUCUGUACAGCAUCAAAUGAUUCAUAUCUUUCAAAUUCUUGACGGCAUGUUUAUAAAUGUCAGAACAAUAGGAAGGUUUUGCAUGGAAGACGAUGCUUAUUUAGUGACGAGUGCUUUUCCUGGGAUUAAUUGUCGGCCAUUUAAGGAUGUUGCAAUAAAUAGUUUGAAGCACAGAUUACUAGUAUAUUUAUACAAAAGAGCAGAAUAUAUAAGCUAUGUGACCAAGGAUCCUUAUGAACUGAGAAGAUUUUAUCAAUAUUUUGAUCAGUUAAAUUCUCUAAGAAUGUGGAAGAUGCAGUUAUUGGAUACCAAUCAUAUCUUGGUGAGAUAUGCUAGCGAAGAAGUAGCAACAUUGCAAGCAACUGAACCAAAUGCGCAGCCGGCUUUAUUAGUGGUUUACGAUAUGGUUACGGCAAAAAUUUUGGCGGCUUACGACAACGCGUCGACUCAAUUGUUAACCCAAUUCGAAAACUUUAGCGACUUUUUCAGAAAUGCCAGAAUGAGCACAGAUUGUCAGUACAUGUGUUCACCAUCUAACAAUAUAUAUGCACGAUUGUUGCAGCAAAGAUUUAAGCAAACGAUAAUAAGCGCUAGAUAUGGAGGCGUAACUGAAGCUACAAAAAGGCUGCUUGCUCAGUUACCAAUAUGUGCACAAUCCUACUCGAGUUCUCCAUACCUCGAUUUAUCUUUAUUUUGUUACGACGACAAAUGGGUGUCUAUGAUGGAACGCCCAAAAGCAUGUGGGGAACAUCCAAUACGCUUUUAUGCACGUGACUCGGGUCUUUUAAAAUUUAGAAUGUAUGCCGGUAUGCUAGGACGAACGACACCAACGGCUGCAAGACGAUUAGUUGCGUUCACGUUCCAUCCAACUGACCCAUUCGCAAUAUCGGUGCAACGUACUAAUGCAGAAUAUAUUGUUAGUUUUCAUGUUAGACAUGUCUAGAUCUUCCUUUUCUCGAUACAUGUAUAUUUUACUGAUGUACAAAGAGAUUUCUUAUAUCUCGUAAGAAUUGUUGAGAUCGCUAUCGCUAAAGUACAAAAUGGGGAUUCUGCUUUACGAACGAAACUAUGUUACAGCGUGAUCAUACAUGUUAAUUAUAUUUAAGGACUAUCAUCGACUGUUAGCAUGUAAGACAAUUGUAGUU
Molecule: messenger RNA, 2155 nt
Organism: Trachymyrmex septentrionalis
Lineage: Eukaryota; Metazoa; Arthropoda; Insecta; Hymenoptera; Formicidae
Gene: abo
Product: DET1 homolog
Exons: 7
Coding region: 286-1953 (555 amino acids)
Biological process (GO): positive regulation of proteasomal ubiquitin-dependent protein catabolic process; protein ubiquitination
Cellular component (GO): nucleus; cullin-RING ubiquitin ligase complex
Molecular function (GO): ubiquitin-like ligase-substrate adaptor activity; ubiquitin protein ligase binding
Source: RefSeq, a predicted model, not a curated record